AUGCGCUCUUUGCUCCCUUCAAGCCCUGUGAUCAAUGAUCCAGGAAUAUGUGUUGGUACCUUGAGUCUCUGGGACUCCACCACCCAUGAAACCAGUCGACCGCUUGAGGUCUACAGCAACGAGGAGGUUUUCAUUGGACGAGAUGCAAAAAGAUGUUCAUUUCAUCUUACCAAUCCUUACAUCUCGAACAAGCAUAUCCGCAUUUAUACCAUCCUCUUUGACCAAGACAACCUGCAAGAGGUACCUCCACUGAUCUACGCUGAAGAUCUUUCGAUGAACGGGACCUUUUGGAAUGGCUAUCCGAUGGGUAAAGACAAGGGCAGCUUUCUUCUGAGUGAUGGUGACAUCCUCAGAGUAGCUGGCGACACUCAUAUUCGAUUCAAGUCUGCCGAUCCCGACACCGAAAACAAGUUCACCCAGCUACAGCAGCUUGAGAUGCGGAGCUUCCAGAAGAGCUAUGUCAUCACGCAGCGUGUGCUUGGCUCCGGUGCUUAUGGGAGAGUCCACAUGGCCUUCGAUGUGAACACUGGACGGCAAUUUGCUUGCAAAAUCAUCGAUCUCCAGGCUGCCAAAGUCGAGUUCCAGGCUCAAGCCAGGGCCCGGGAGGGCUUGGUUGAAGAAAUGAAGUCCAAGUUCUUUGAAAAACGAUACGGGCCUCUGGAGUCUACAUCCAUGACAGGCAAGAGCUCCACGUUAGAGAGAUUUAUUGUCGCAAAACUAGCUAUGCAGCAGCGAGAGUCACUUCUUCUGGCCCAAUUGUCCCAUCCAAACAUAAUCGCAGCUGAAAAGGUUAUUCGGUCCAGCAAUACGAUCUACAUUUUCACCGAACUUGUUACAUGUGGCGACCUUUUCUCUUAUGUUCGGAAUAAGAGACCCCUCGAAGAGACGACUGUAGCGUUAAUCAUCCGACAGGUUUUGCUUGCGCUGGAGUACCUGCAUGAUCAAAACAUUGUACAUCGAGAUGUCAAGCCUGAUAACAUACUCAUGACCCGUCACGAAGUCGGCGGAAGGGUUGUUCUGGCUGACUUUGGAUGUGCUCGACUGGUGAACCAACCUAGUCAGCGAAUGUCGAGUGUUGUCGGAACUCUGGACUAUUGCGCACCAGAGUUGAAGCACAACAACGCAAAAGGAUACACCAAGGCCGUUGACAUGUGGUCCUUGGGUUGUGUCACCGCGGUUCUAUUGAUGGGUGACACCCCCUUCGAGAACGAGUUGAGGUCCACAGCAAGCGAUCUUGUGAAUCUGGAUCUGGACAUGAGAGCACUCGAUAUCAGUUCACGGCCCAGAAACUUCGUUCGUCGAUUACUCGUUCAGGACGAGGGCCAGCGCAUGAAUGUGAAGGAGGCACUGCGUCAUGACUGGUUUACCAAUCCCACUCAGGCAGAGUGGUUCAAUGAGAUGUACGAUCGUUCAAUCCAGAGUUGGAAGCCUCGAAGCUCCACUGAGCCGGUGAUAGUCGAGCUGGCCAGUUUGAAGAGUGUUCCGGCCAACAACCGGUUGCCCUCGACUUCGGCCUUGACUUUCUCAACCAAGGAAGGUGCGCGCUUCGCGGACGUAGACCACAUUUCCGAGAGCUCAUGGGAGAACAUCCUGCCCACAUGCACCAAACCGUUGAUAUCACCUGCCAUCUCGAACUCGGCACCGAAAAAAUCGUCUCGCCGUUCGCCUCUCAUCUCUCUGGAUCAAAAUUCUGCAAACAAACCAAGAAACCCUCAACAUUACCCGUGUCUCUCGAGCCCCGACUCCGAGGUCAAAUUCAUCAGUCAGGUCAAGCGCGAGCAACUCGACACACCCAAUGUGGAGAGACAUAUUCUGUACGUGUCAUCCCAUGAGGAUCAAAGUGACCAGAGAGCCGGAGAAAAGAGUCAACUGGCACCCAAAGGGGCUACCAAAGCCAAGUUCACUGUGAACACGAAUACAGGAAUGCGGAACUUUUUCAUACCCUCGAGAACAGCUGCGUCUCGCUGUAUUCAUCCUUCGCUGCCAGCCUUCCCGCAAAGACCCGCGAAGGAGGAGAGUGACUUGGCUGAUCAAGUAUUCGAAGAGGUGCGCAACCCUAUCACCGGAAAACGCAAGCGACUCAUCUAUGGACGUGAUAUGGAAUCAUUGAGUCAGAUGCUCUAG
Penicillium brasilianum is the source of this 2124-nucleotide messenger RNA. The record is from the annotation of a GenBank genome assembly. NCBI's taxonomy places the organism in Eukaryota, Fungi, Ascomycota, Eurotiomycetes, Eurotiales, Aspergillaceae.